Molecule: messenger RNA, 1757 nt
Organism: Gryllus bimaculatus (two-spotted cricket)
Lineage: Eukaryota; Metazoa; Arthropoda; Insecta; Orthoptera; Gryllidae
Source: the annotation of a GenBank genome assembly
CAAGUGCAAUUUGAUUAUUCUCCGAAUCAGCAAUGUAUUAUAAUCAGAGUGAGCAUUGGAAAUGUGAACCAAAGUUGAUAAAUACUCUGUCGAGAGAUUUUCGGGACAACGCAUUUUGAAAUCUUCCUUUUACGUGAGUUUUGCUCCUUGUCCAGCCGGACAAGAAAUAAUCACGAACAACAAUUAACCAGUGUCACAUUCUUGGUCGUCUCGUUGUCAGAUGCGAACGAACAUCGCUCCGAUGAUCUCAUGAACGCAUAUAUAGACUGCCACAAUGCCCAAAGGGCACGUGCUCUGCCCAACUGCCUCUGGACUUCCUCGUGUCAGCCUUUCUGCAAAAAGCACUUGGAGAGCGGGCGAGGGUGUGGCAACGGCCGUCGAGCUCUUGGAUCGUCUUUCUUCAUCUCGCUUCGGCUCUUCCAGGAACGUCGCCUGCCGCGGCCGACUCCGAGCCGAAACAAUACGCUUGCUGCAGCAGUUGCUACCCUACGGAAGAAUCGUUUUCUUUCGCUCCGCACAGGAGGACCCUCGCAAUGGGGCGCUACACCGGGAAAAAAUGCCGCCUCAUCUCCAUGUUCUGGCUGACGGCCUUCUUCUUCCUGGUGGAAAUCGUGGUGGGCUACGUCACCAACUCCAUGGCGUUGGUCGCCGACAGUUUCCAUAUGUUAAGCGACGUGGCGGCGCUCGUCGUCGCCUUCCUCUCCGUCAAGAUGUCUCCUAAAAAAUGGUCCAAGAACACAUUUGGAUGGGCAAGAGCAGAAGUUUUAGGAGCUUUAGUUAAUGCUGUGUUCCUUGUUGCCUUAUGUUUCUCUAUUACUGUGGAAGCUUGUAAAAGGUUUAUUGAAGUAGAAGAAAUCCACGAACCAGGGUUAAUUGUUAUAGUUGGAGGCUUGGGGUUAAUUGUUAAUGUUGUAGGACUGUUCCUUUUCCAUGAGCAUGGGUCUGGCCAUGGGCAUUCACAUGGAGGAAUUCAACAUAGCCACACCCGUCUGUCACAUCUCGUUGCAACGGAUGACAAUGAGAAUGAUGAGACCUUCCAGACACCACCUCCUGCUCCCAUUGAAGGCAGUAAGAAGAAGCAGACUUCCAAGGAGGAGUUCAAGGAUUCAGCUUCACAGAUGAACAUGCGUGGUGUGUUCCUGCACGUCUUGGCCGAUGCCCUAGGCUCUGUUAUUGUUAUAGCCUCUGCAUCUGUGGUAUACCUCACCCAGUGGAAGUAUCGUUUCUACAUUGAUCCAGCACUGAGCCUUCUGCUGGUGCUCCUGAUCUUGCGCUCCGUGUGGCCUCUCCUGCAGGAGUCUGCCCUCAUCCUGCUGCAGACUGUGCCCACACACAUCCAGGUCGAUGCCAUUCAGCGACGACUGCUCGACAAAGUGGAUGGUGUGUUGGCAGUGCAUGAAUUCCAUGUCUGGCAACUUGCUGGUGACCGAAUCAUCGCUUCAGCACACAUUCGUUGCAGAAAUCUUUCAGAAUACAUGAAGAUAGCUGAGAAAGUAAAAGAGUUUUUCCACAAUGAAGGCAUCCAUUCCACAACAAUUCAACCUGAGUUCAUUGAACAAUUCUCGGAAGACACUGUACAGUCAGCUCCUACUGAAGAUUGUGUUCUUGACUGCCCCAAGACGGAUAAACCCUGUACUCUUUCCACUUGCUGUGGACCUUCAAAACAUUCUAUUAGAACACGAUUAGUUCAAAGUUGUAAUUCAUUGCUACAAAAAUUAAUGGAAGAAAAGAGAGUACUUUUUUCAACAGUAAUGUAA